Messenger RNA from Vairimorpha ceranae, 381 nucleotides. RefSeq lists its product as hypothetical. The record is from RefSeq and is a predicted model, not a curated record. NCBI's taxonomy places the organism in Eukaryota, Fungi, Microsporidia, Nosematidae. The coding region runs from base 1 to 381 and encodes 126 amino acids. The transcript has a single exon.
AUGUAUAAAAUUAUAAUUUAUGCAGAAAUAUCUAAAGAAUCUUUAUAUUGUCUUUUAAUACAAUUCAGUCCUAUAAAAAGCAUAAAAUAUAAAAAAUAUUUUGUAAUAGAAUAUUUUAAUAAAAAAGAUAUGAAAUAUUCAUUAGAAAUGAUCGGUGAGAUUAAACUAUUUGAUAAAUAUAUUAAAUAUAAAAUAUUAGAUGAUAAAUGUGUGUAUAUUGUACCUGAUACUACUUAUUUAGAAGUAUUUGAUAAAUUUAAAUGUAAAAAAGUAGAUCAGAAAAUAAUAUUUGAGAGUGAAGAGAAAAUGAAAGAAGUAAUAAAAAUUAUAGAAGAAGAAUAUGUUAAUUAUAAGAAAAUUAAAUAUAAAAUAUUUAUUUAA